GGGAAUGUUUAUACGUGAUAGAGGAAUAAUUUAUUUGUCUGAUGAAAAUGGACGGAAAUACAUAAGGGCCUUCUGCAGUCCAGUGAUUAAUAAUCAAAAUAACGGUCCGUGUUUCAAUGAGCGUGUCCUCUGAAUCGUCGACCUACUGAAACACAUAUAUAGUCCUCGCUUUAUGGGGAUGAUCGAAGAUGGAAGACAAAAAGCCUUCUCGUGUAGCAGACUACUUUGUGGUGGCAGGACUCACCGACUCGUCUAAGCCCCUCGAGGAAGAUGUCCACCCUGAGGAUGGAGGUCAUAGGACUUCAGCCCAGCUAAAGGCGCCCAUCACUGAUGUGGCUGUGGUGAUUCGCUCUAGGGAGGAAGUACCUCGAGGAUAUAUCUGUGUUGAAUGCACCCCUGGACUUCCUGCCGAACUGAAUGGAGGAAGCCUCAUGGGGCCGCAGAUCUUCCUCUGCUAUAGGAGAGGCAGAGACAAACCGCCGCUCACAGACUUGGGCGUGCUCUUUGAGUGGAAGGAGAAACUGAAACUGCCGGACUGUCAAAUUAUACAGACCACACCUGGCCGCCCUGCUAAUAUCAGUAGCUCCUCCUCCCAAAGGAUCUACAUAACAUAUCGGCGUGCUUCUGAGAAUCAUCACGCCACGCUGGCUGUCACAGACAUCUGUGUCAUUGUUCCCGGCAAGGGAGAGACACCACCGCAUGCUUUCUGCAAGGUGGACAAGAAUCUCAACAGCAGUAUGUGGGGGUCCUCUGUGUACUUGUGCUACAAAAAUCUUUUGGCCAAAAGCAACACACUUGCAUUCAAAGCAGGUCUUUUGUCCAGAUAUCCAGAGGAGGAUUAUGAUUCCUUUCCUUUGCCUGAAUCCGUUCCCCUGUUUUGCCUGCCGAUGGGAGCGUCGAUUGAGUGCUGGCCCUCUCAUACUAAAUAUUCUCUUCCUGUCUUUUCGACAUUCGUUCUCACAGGCGCCUCUGGAGAGAAGGUUUACGGUGCCGCCAUCCAGUUCUAUGAGCCCUACCCAGAAGAACAUUUGACUGACAAGCAGUGUUCUCAGCUGGGCCUGCAGGCUAACGGGCUCAGGCCUGAUGGAUCCAUGACUGUUCACACCAACAAAAGCAUCUGCCUUCUCUCACUGGCCCUUUUUGAUGCUUUCCAGAACUUUCUGACCUUUCUUUACCGAUACUCCAUCUCAGGUCCACACACUCUGCCCAUUGAAAAGCAUAUUUCUCAUUUCAUGCACAAGGUUCUUCCUUCCCCACAAAGGCCACGUAUCCUGGUGCAGCUGUCUCCACAUGAUAGCCUGAUGCUGAGCCAGCCUGUUUCCUCUCCGCUCCCUCUGAGUGGCGGACGGCUCUCUACACUGCUGUUGAACCUCGGCCAAAAUGCAGCGACUCUUCUGGUGUUGGCUGUGACUGAACAUAAGAUCCUAGUUCACUCUUUUUACGCCCAGCUGUUCUUACCAGCGUUACACGAGGCCCUGGUGUCGAUGAUUUUUCCCUUCCACUGGCCGUGCCCAUACAUUCCUCUCUGCCCACUGGCCCUGGCAGAUGUGCUCAGCGCUCCAUGCCCUUUUAUUGUAGGGGUGGAUUCACGGUACUUUGAUCUCUAUGAGCCACCAACGGACAUAAGCUGUGUGGACCUGGACACCAACACUAUAACUCACAAAGAAGAGCGCAGAUCCCUGACCUGGAAGAUCCUGCCAAGAAAAGCCUGUAAACAUCUGAUCAACACUCUCAGCAAUCUCUACCAGCAACUGGAUGCGGGUUAUCAUAUGAGUCGUGAGGAAGGACAGAUGGAGGCCUUCAUGAGCGAACGGGAACCUGGCAGUGGUGGGAAAAGUCUGGAAACCUUGGAGCUUGAGAUCCAGGAGGCUUUCUUGCGCUUCAUGGCAGCCAUCUUGAAAGGCUACCGUUCAUACCUGUUGCCCAUCACACAGGCUCCAUCUGAAAAAGCAACUGACGCCAGUUCACUAUUUGAUCUGCAAGGCUUUUUGAAGAGUCGUGAUCGAUCCCAUCAAAAGUUUUUCCUCAUGACCAAGACUCAGAUGUUCAUUCGUUUCAUCGAGGAGUGCUCUUUUGUCAGCGAUAAGGAUGCAAGCCUUGCUUUCUUUGAUGACUGUGUUGACAAGGUGGACAGCGAUAAGCCAGAAGACACGAGGCUUAUUGAGCUUGACAAAUCCCACCGCAGCGAGCACACGGUCUACAUCACCCCUCCAGAGCUGCCAGCACUUCCAGAAGGAGAAGAGCCACCUAUUGUUUAUAGCUACAGUGGGUUUCCGGUACUGAACCCCCAACUCUGUGAGCUUCAGGAUGGUCCCAGAGUCCCCAAAGCAACAUCAGCCGUGAGACACAUCAGUCCCAUCAGCCCAGCUGCCAUUUUCAGGCGCUCCCAACAGGAGAUCAAAUCAGCCCAGAGGAUGGCUAAGACAUACUCCUCCAUCCCACAGAUGUGGUCCAAGUGUCUCCUCAGGCAUUGUCACGGCCUGUGGUUCAUCUGCCUGCCCGCUUAUGUCAGCGCCUGCCACUCCAAGGUGCGGGCGCUGCACACUGCUUACGACGUGCUGAGAAACAUGCAGGACAAAAAGUUGCAGCCCCCUGAUGAGGUGUGUUAUCGGGUCCUGAUGCAGCUGUGUGGGCAGUAUGGACAGCCUGUUCUUGCUGUCCGGGUUCUUUUUGAAAUGAAGAAAGCCGGAGUGCAGCCUAAUGCCAUUACCUAUGGAUACUACAACAGGGCUGUUCUGGAGAGCACAUGGCCUUCCUCCACCAGAGGGGGAUACUUCCUGUGGGGAAAGCUGAGAAAUGUGGUUCGGGGUGUGGUGCUGUUCAAACAAGUAUGGAGGAGGCAGACCACCCACCCAAAAGACACCCAUCUCUCUGAUGCCAGUGAUCUCGACAGCGUCAGCCAUGGCAGUCUGGACAGCUCUAACGAUUCGGCAGAGCGAGUUUCCAUUGAUACAGACUUCACUAAAAUGGAUUCCAGUGAUGACAGAUCCAGCACAGGUGGUCAGUCUGAUCAGGGCUAUGAUUCUCUGUCUAAAGAGGAGGUGAGGUUAGGAGGAGGUGAGGAGCAGACCUCUCCAGACUUGAAGGAGAAGGACAGAAACUCUUGCCCAUUGUCCCAGACUGUACUCUCGAAGAAAGAGGAUUCAUCUCCUAUGGUUGGAAUCCAUCCAUCUGCAACCAAUGUGGAAACCAGGGAUGUCUUUUCUGAAGCCCUUCCAAAGACCAAAAGGCCAAACUCACUGGAUAUUUUCGGAGGAAAGGCUGUAAGGCCAAACACUCUUGAUCUAACUCCAGACAAAACAGUACGAGAACUCAGCAAUGAAUCUGUUCCAGCACUGAUCGAACGAAGCGGGGGCGUUGUGAGCCCACCUAAAGUUGCUGUGGAGAGGACUGCUAGCUGCACAGUUGCCAUGGAGAGGAGCAUAUCGGGCGUGGAGAGGAGUGUGAGCUGCAGCAGUGCUCUUGGUCGAGUGGUUAAGAGGACAGGUAUAGAAGCAGGGUUUGAUCCUCUGUCCCUUAUGAUGGCCGAGACUCAACCCCACUGUGAGGGUGAUAAUGCAGACACCCCAACCGCCCGCCGAGACCUGGCUGAAGAGAUUCAUCUCUACAUGAACAACCUGAGCAGCCCGUUAAGCCAGCGUCUCAGUGUUGACCUGAAGGGCCAUCAGACCCCGUCCCCUCACAGCUCUCCCCGCAUGCCAGCAGCUCUCAGCUCCCGCACCUCCCAACUCCAACCUCAGCCACGCACUCGUCUCUUCUCCUCGCCCUCCCUCCCCCAGGGCCGCGUGCGCAGGGUCAGGGAGCAGCGACCCACCUCCCUGGCCUCCCCUUCCUCACCUACUCCCUCCUCUUCCUCUUUCUCUAUGGACUCUUUGCUCACCCCAACCCUGGACGUGUUCAAAAGCAGCUUCCUCUCUGCUGGGAAGGGCGUCGCUGAGAAAGCCAGCCGACUAUAUUCACGACUUUCCUCCCAGACGUCUAUUGCACAGGACUUGAACUCUGACCGGGUCAGUGUGUCUUCUCUGGGGUCAGGUGACCCCGAUUGCUCCUCUCUGAUUGAGAGCGAUUCCUGUGUGGACCCCGAUGGGCUCUCUUCCCCACAGCGUGACGUCACUCAGCAGGUCACACGUCCCAAAAGGAGCCCUUACAGGAGCAACCACUGCCUGGAAAGCCCAUCUGCACCAUCUCGACUCUACCGCCAGUCUUCACUCACUGGUCCGCCGCUGACAGUAAUGAAAGCUCUGCAGACCCCAGACGCGUGUUCUGAUUCCAGCCUUUCACAGUCUAUGCAGAACUACGCUGUUGAAGUUCGUAUGUCCAGUUGUUCGCGCUGUAACACCUGUGAGAGUUUGGUGUAUGAUGAAGAGAUCAUGGCUGGUUGGACAGCAGAUGAUUCUAACUUAAAUAGCACUUGUCUUUGUGGCUCUCCAUUUCUGCCUCUGCUCAAUGUGGACAUCAGAAACCUGGGUGACCAGGAAAGGAUCCCCUCUCAAGAUGCACAUACUUGCCAGACAGACACUGCAGAUGAACUACCACAAGUAUAUAAUGCUGCUAGCAAUCUAUCCAGCAAUGGCAAAAAAGACCCUGAGCCAGUUACCGUGCCCUACCUGAGUCCUUUGGUGCUGUGGAAGGAACUGGAAAGCUUGCUGGAGAACGAGGGGGAUCAGGCCAUCUCAUCUGCAGCCAUUGUGGAUCACCACCCUAUUGUGUUCUGGAACCUGGUGUGGUUUUUCCGUAGGCUGGACCUGGCCAGCAGCUUGCCAGGCCUCUAUUUGAGCUCCAAACACUACUGCAGAGAUUCUCAGCCUCUGCAAAGUUGUGCUUCUGAAGACAGUAAGAAUGUCUUGGUCCAGAUCCUGUGGGACAAUCCCAGACUGCAUCAGGACCCUAUCAAACCUUGCUACUUGCUUUGGAAAUCAUAUUGUGCAAAUCCUGCAGUAUCUGAGGAGGAGGAGCAGGCUGUGAGUCUAGAGCUGCUGCAGAGUGUCGUGAAGAGCAUCCAGAGGAACGAUGUCUACCAGCCCAUGAGUCAGAUACUGCAGCUACUGGGAACCCGACUAGGCUUCGUCAGACAACGAAGCUUAUAUAGAGACAUCCUGUUCCUGUCUUUGGUGGCUUUGGGCAAGAGUAGCAUAAAUAUUGAUGCAUUUGAUCGUGAAUACAAAAUGGCAUAUGACCGUUUAACGCCCAGCCAGGUCAAGAUGACCCACAAUUGUGACCGUCCACCCAGCGCCGGAGUCAUGGAGUGCAGGAGAACCUUUGGGCUGCCCAGUCUCUGAUUCGCCUCCUCUCACUGAUCCCUCUCUCCUUGUAUCCAUCACACAGGAAGGCAUCCAAAGAAGGAACACUUUCAUUCAUGUGAUCCUGAACAUUCAUCGUAACCAAAGCUACCUCUGGCUCCCAUGAGGUCUCUUUCGACACAAGUCCUGUGUAUUUAUGUGACUGUUCUUCUUCAUACACUUCCUGUGAAUAUGUCACUUUAUAUAGUCUGUAGUCGUGU
Messenger RNA from Puntigrus tetrazona (Sumatra barb), 5500 nucleotides. RefSeq names its product DENN/MADD domain containing 4A (gene dennd4a). Gene Ontology annotation, cellular component: cytoplasmic vesicle. Gene Ontology annotation, biological process: regulation of Rab protein signal transduction. Gene Ontology annotation, molecular function: protein binding. The record is from RefSeq and is a predicted model, not a curated record. Lineage: Eukaryota; Metazoa; Chordata; Actinopteri; Cypriniformes; Cyprinidae.